Molecule: messenger RNA, 2083 nt
Organism: Pangasianodon hypophthalmus (striped catfish)
Lineage: Eukaryota; Metazoa; Chordata; Actinopteri; Siluriformes; Pangasiidae
Product: GTPase IMAP family member 7
Exons: 6
Coding region: 169-1605 (478 amino acids)
Molecular function (GO): GTP binding
Source: RefSeq, a predicted model, not a curated record
ACAAAUAUUCACACUGUGUGGCUUGGAGGAUUUCCCUGAUAGACAUGUGGUAGGUCUAUAUAAGAGAAUAAAACAAUUAAAGUAGAGUCCAAACUCCAGGAUUUGCAGGAAGUAAAGUUGCAGCAAAGUGAAAAGAGAAACUGAACCAAAGACGUUCUCUGAAGAGAAAUGUCUGACUCUGACGAUUCCAGCUCCUUCCCAUUUCCCAAUUCUAGGAAAAACCCACCAAGGGAGGCAAAGAGACAGAGUUCCAACAAUCAGUCAGUAAAAGGACGAUGUGAUAUAGACGUUCAGUCAACAGAAUGUAAAUCUUUGAACACACGGCCCAAUUUUCAGGGAGAUAAGCAAGAUGAUUCCAGCAGUUCAAGACAUCGGGCGAUAAAAGAGAAUGAGAAGAAAAACAUCAAUGAAAAGUUAAAGGAAACAGAAGAGGAGAACGUGCGACUUGAGAGAUUGUUAGAGGAGGUGAAUGAAAAGAAGACUGAAAUAGAAGAGAAGAACGCACGACUUGAGAGAGCGUUAGAGGAAGCAAAUGAAAAGAAGACUGAAACAGAAGAGAAGAACGCACGACUUGAGAGCGCGUUAGAGAAAAAGAGUCGUUUUUUAAUUUGGCUGACCUCUGUGCUGAUUGUGGUUCCACUGUGUAUUGGAUUGCACUUAGCUUUCAAAGGGCAUGACAUGAACCAUCCUGAGCUUAGACUGAUGUUGGUGGGGAAAACUGGAGCAGGAAAGAGUGCAUCAGGAAACACCAUCCUGGGUGAAGAGGCCUUUAGAGUCGAGGCGUCUCCUGCAUCUGUGACUGCAAGCUGUAUGAAGAAGAACAAAGUCUUGGAUGGAAGAAACAUCACCAUAAUUGACACUCCGGGUGUCAUGGACACGUGGCUAAUAUCUAACCAAGCAGCCCACAGUGCACAUGAAUGUAUCUCCAUGUCUUCUCCUGUUCCUCAUGUGUUCCUUCUGGUAAUCAGACUGGGAAGAUUCACGGUGGAGGAGCGCAAUGCUGUGAAGUGGAUUCAGGAGAACUUUGGAGAAGAAGCUCUGAAGUUCACCAUGAUUCUGUUCACUGGUGGAGAUCUGCUGGAAGGGAAACAAGUGGAGAAAUUUAUCAGUAAUAGUUAUGAUCUCCAGAAUCUUGUAGACACCUGCGAAGCUAGAUAUCAUGUUUUUAACAACUAUGAACAAAGUAACCGCACUCAAGUCACAGAGUUGUUUGAAAAGAUAAAUGUAUUACUACACAAGAACAUGGGUUACUUUUACACAAAAGAGCUUCAUCAGAAGGUCCAGAGAAGCACCAGAGAAGAGGAAGAGAGAAAGAGAGUGAUUUUAGAGAAAGAGAUUAAAAUGGAGGAAGAGAGAAAGAGAGCCAAGGUGGAAAAAGUGAUCAGACAGGAAGAGGAAUUAAAGAGGAAACAGCAGAAAGAAGAGAUGGAAGUGGAGGAGAGGAGUAAGAUUAAUGAGAUGGUAAUUAAACUGAGAGAUGAGCAAUACGAGAACAAAAAUCUUAAGGCAGAGUUAGAAAAAGCAUACAAGACAUCUUUCUGGUUCAAGGUCUCAACUGGCAUGCUCAUUCUAAUUCUGAUCACUGUGGUUUGCUUUAAGAAAUGAAAAUAGCUGAACCAUUGGGAGAUUUUCACAAAUAACCAGGCCAAGGCUUAAAAUAAUAUUAAGCCUUAAUAUUAAGAUAAUAAUAAAAUACAGCAAAUAGAAAUUAAACUCACCCACUCACAAUGCGAAUAUGGCUUUACAAAUGAUAAUAAUGAGUUUCAGGACCCAACAUGUAUGUAUAGUUUUGAAUGUUGUUUUAGGGUGGUGUUAGCACUUGUGGCUUUAAUUAAACUUUUGUUGAAACUCUUUAAUUGCAAAGACCCAAAAAUUCAGAUCUGAAGCAAAUUCUACAGUGGAAAACAGGCAUGAUCAGGUGAUCAUCAAACAGUGUACACCAGGCUAGGAGUUACAGUUUGUUAAAAUAAAACUAUAAAGGGUUCCUGUAUGUUCAUGUGAUAUAUGCAAAUACAAAUAUACUGGUGUCAAUACUUCUCAAUUUAACUGCAUCUUAGCUUUUUUUUCAGAAUUAAGUGAAAUU